This is a messenger RNA of Pygocentrus nattereri (red-bellied piranha), 3481 nucleotides long. RefSeq names its product activin A receptor type 1Ba (gene acvr1ba). The transcript has 9 exons. The record is from RefSeq and is a predicted model, not a curated record. Gene Ontology annotation, biological process: protein phosphorylation; nervous system development; cellular response to growth factor stimulus. Gene Ontology annotation, molecular function: activin receptor activity, type I; ATP binding; activin binding. The coding region runs from base 95 to 1624 and encodes 509 amino acids. Lineage: Eukaryota; Metazoa; Chordata; Actinopteri; Characiformes; Serrasalmidae. Gene Ontology annotation, cellular component: plasma membrane; activin receptor complex.
CGCACGCACACACCCCUUUAACAAGCUGCCGGACUAUGGCGCGUGCUCCCGUUCACUUCAGCUCUCUUGUCAACAUCUUCCCACAAAUGCAUUAAUGCGGAGCAAUGGGAAUCUCGCAGUCAUGGCUGUGCUACGAAGCGUCUCAGCGUUGCUCGCUCUGGCUGGAUUAAUCGCACUGGGUGAUGCUCUGAAGUGUAACUGCACAAACUGUGAAAAGAGUGGCUAUGAGUGUGAGACGGAUGGGGCCUGUAUGGCCUCCACCUCCUACAUUAAAGGCCAAGAGCAGCAUGUUCGAAUCUGUAUCCCCCGCGAGAACCUAAUCCCACCUGGACAGCCUAUCUACUGCCUGAGUGCUGAGGGGGUGCUCAAUACACACUGCUGCUACACUGACUACUGCAACAGCGUCAACCUCCAGGUUCCUAAUGGAGUUCCUUGGACUAAAAGCUGGCCAAGUUCGGGCAGUAGCUGGGGUCCAGUGGAGCUGGUGGCAGUCAUAGCAGGCCCAGUCUUUCUUGUCUGUCUACUGCUGAUAGUGGGUGUGUUCCUGUUCCAGCACCACCAGCGGGUCUACAACCACCGGCAGCGGCUGGACGUGGAGGAUCCUUCUUGUGACCACCUGUACCUGGCCAAAGACAAAACCCUGCAGGACCUCAUCUUCGACCUGUCCACUUCUGGCUCCGGCUCUGGCCUGCCUCUGUUUGUACAGAGGACAGUAGCUAGGACCAUCGUGCUUCAAGAGAUAAUUGGAAAAGGUCGCUUUGGAGAAGUAUGGAGGGGCAAGUGGAGAGGAGGGGAUGUGGCUGUGAAGAUUUUCUCCUCUAGAGAAGAACGCUCUUGGUUCCGCGAGGCAGAGAUCUACCAGACCAUCAUGCUCCGGCACGAGAACAUCCUGGGCUUCAUAGCUGCAGACAACAAAGACAAUGGUACAUGGACUCAGCUGUGGCUGGUGUCAGACUAUCAUGAGCACGGCUCUUUGUUUGACUAUCUGAACCACUACUCUGUCACCAUCGAAGGCAUGAUCAAAUUAGCGCUGUCGGCUGCCAGUGGACUCGCACACCUGCACAUGGAAAUUCUUGGCACACAGGGGAAGCCAGGCAUUGCACAUCGUGACCUGAAAUCUAAAAACAUCUUGGUAAAAAAGAACGGCACCUGUGCUAUAGCUGACUUGGGCCUGGCAGUUCGACACGAGUCUGUCACAGAUACUAUCGACAUUGCCCCCAAUCAGAGGGUGGGGACUAAAAGAUACAUGGCACCAGAGGUGCUGGAUGAAACCAUCAACAUGGAGCAUUUUGAUUCAUUUAAGUGUGCUGAUAUCUAUGCUUUAGGACUGGUGUACUGGGAGAUAGCAAGACGAUGUAAUGCUGGAGGCAUCCAUGAGGAGUAUCAGCUGCCGUACUAUGACCUGGUACCCUCUGACCCCUCCAUAGAGGAGAUGAGGAAGGUGGUGUGUGACCAGAGGCUGCGGCCCAAUGUGCCCAACUGGUGGCAGAGCUAUGAGGCGCUGCGUGUGAUGGGGAAGAUCAUGCGCGAGUGCUGGUACGCUAACGGAGCGGCCAGGCUCACGGCCCUGCGCAUUAAGAAGACUCUGUCUCAGCUGAGCGUGGAGGAGGAUGUAAAGAUGUGAGGCGCUCACAGGGUGCUGCAGCACCCCCUAUAGAGACGCACAAUCAGAGAGCGAAAGAUAAAAAGACUUGUUGAAAAGCCACCUGCCAGUUUUAGCCACAGUUUUAACGUUUUUAAAGUUGUGACGAGGACUACCUCACCUUUUUAGCCAAAACUACUGAGAAAAAAAGACCACUCCAGCCAUCCUUCCUUCCAUCCACUGGAUCCUAACCGGAAGCCCUCCAUCCAGUCCAGCCAUUUUCACUUCUUUGGCCUUUGGGUCAGCAUCCACCUCCCAGCCUAAACAUAACCCACCUACACUCCAUGGACUACUUAUUUAAUCUUUUUAAGGCAGGAAUUGUUAAUGAACUGUAGUAGGGUUCUUUUAUUGUUUUGUUUUUGUUUUGUUUUUGACCACUUUGAUAUAUUGCUCUUCAUAAUGGAUUAUGCUGCAUUAACAGCCGCACGUUCAUUGCUGUUUUCAAUCUAAGGGAGUUCCUUGGUAGGAGGAAAACAUGAUUUGAAUUGUUUUUAAUGUGAUUCAUGGUCACCAAACACAGUUACUGUACAAAAUGGCAUGUUUCUUAUAAGCAUUAAGCUCAACAUUGUUUUACAGUGUAUUUUUGCCCCAAUAUAUUUAUUUAGGUUAGAAUUUUGAUAUAAAACGUAGCUAUUGAGGACACUGUGAGAUGAGUUUGUUCAGGUUAUGACCAUUUCAUGAUUAUACUAAUCUGAGAAUAGUGAGCAUAGCAGCAGUCCUAGUCAGUUCAGUGCCGUGCGAAAACCAAGUUUGGCAAGGUAUGUAGCAUAACUAUGUUUGCGUGCUGUGCAUUUUUUUCUUUCAGCCACCACUGAUUUUUACAUGUUACCGGAAGAAAUUAGUCUGUAGUAUAUCCAAAAGGUCUUUUUCAGAAAGGCUGUUUUCAACUGCACUAUGAUUUUUCAAAUUGUUUUAGUGGGUUUAACAGUUAAGCAUCCUGUAAAUGGUUCAUGUAAAAUUGUGCAUUUCUCUGUUUGCUUAUUUAUAAUGUAGCCUUUCUAAUCUACAACUUUUUAUAGUCUGUUCCCAUUAUACAUUUUGUAGUUUUAAUUCAAGCCAUCUAGAAGGUACUACUGAAUAUUUGAUUGCAUAAAUGGCAUCUCUCCACAGCCUUGAAGAGAUUAUCCUCAUUAUCUACUCCAUCAGAUUUAUCCUGACCUAAAUAACUUCACGCACCAGUGUCCAGCACACUGUUCUAGCCAAAUUCAGGUCCCAAAGUAAGUUCUAGAAUAAUAACAUCAGUGUCUACACAAAUUAAAUGUAAGAAUCAGAGAAAGAACUAUGUUCCUUAUUAUUAUUGUUGUUGUUGUUGUUGUUGCUAAUGAGCCCAUACAAGAUUCUUAGCAGUUCUUUAGCAAAUGAAAAUGUUUGCGCAAUAGAUAUCCUCAAAAUUGUGCUGUCUAGCUGAAAACAUGGAUGGCGAUUGCAGCCUAGUAAAGUUUCCACAACAACGUUGCUUAAAGCUCUAAAAAUGUGACCGUCCUUUUUGUUAAGGUGCUCUGUGUCCAACACUGGGAUUUCGGUCUUGACUAAUAUAAGACAGUAGAGAAAGGCCGACUAGUCAGUUCCACUUCUAUUUAAAUCGCUUACUUUCACAACUUGGAAUUUGCUUGCUGCAUACUCUUCCAAUACUCCAGACAGCAGGAGAGAUACAGGAGCAGGUAGAUGUUAAGCCACCUAAUGGAAGAGCCACACUGGCAUGUAGACCAAAUGGCCAGUUAUGGUCCAUGUUUGGUAUGGUGGCAAGUCUUUCAGCUGUUCAGUCUGCAUUUCUAAUCAUGAUAAAUGCAACUCUCUUGGGAUUUACUGAAAUUGUACAUAAUACAUUUUGUUUUCUUA